Molecule: messenger RNA, 3979 nt
Organism: Anopheles coustani
Lineage: Eukaryota; Metazoa; Arthropoda; Insecta; Diptera; Culicidae
Exons: 6
Coding region: 1-3894 (1297 amino acids)
Molecular function (GO): oxidoreductase activity; iron ion binding; FAD binding
Source: RefSeq, a predicted model, not a curated record
AUGCUCGUCAAGUUCACCAUCAACGGGAAACCGUACCAGGUUUCGCCGGAACAGAUGCCGAUCGACACGUCGUUAAAUACCUUCAUUCGCAGCAGGGCGCACCUGACGGGAACGAAAUUCCUGUGCCUCGAGGGUGGCUGUGGUGUGUGCAUCGUGACCGUUAUCGAUACCCAUCCGGUUACCAAGCAACGGAUCGUGUUUUCGGUUAACUCUUGUCUAUUCUCGGUGUUCUCCUGCCACGGUGCGGACAUUCUCACGGUGGAAGGAAUCGGUUCAAGGUCGACCGGAUACCACCCAAUCCAGGAACGGUUGGCCCAGUUCAACGGAACGCAGUGUGGCUUCUGCUCGCCCGGUAUGGUGAUGACCAUGCACAGCCUACUGACGGCAAAGAAUGGUGUCGUAACGAUGGCCGAGGUGGAACACGCCCUCGCUGGAAACAUCUGCCGCUGCACGGGAUAUCGGCCGAUACUGGACGCUUUCAAAUCGUUCGCCAUCGAUGCCCCUCCGAAGGAUUCGCUGGCUCGUUCGCUUGGACUUUGCAAACUGGCGGACAUUGAGGAUUUCCCUCGGGCGCUGGGUUGUGGUAGCUGUAAAGAAGCUUGCACUGAAGGAUGCUCGUCGAAAAGGCUCCCUGCAGAACAGUCGGUCGAGUUGGUGUUUCCCUCCAACCGGCGGUGGUAUCGAGCUCGGACGGUAGAUGAAAUUUUCGAGCUGCUCGAACCGGUCAAAGAACCCUACAUACUGGUUGCCGGGAACACCGGACAUGGCGUGUACCGGAGGGACCCAGCGUUGGCCGUUUUCAUCGACGUGCGUCACGUGGAAGAGCUGCACAACUAUUGGAUCGGCAGUACGGUGAUCGUGGGCGCCAACGUGACGCUGACGGAGUUUGGUGAAAUUCUGCGCGAGGCGGCUAAAACCGAUCGACGGUUUUCCUACUGCACCGAAAUGGUACGGCACUUGGAGGAGGUAGCGCAUCCGGCGGUGCGUAACGUUGGCACGAUUGCUGGAAACCUAAGUCUAAAGCAUGCACACCAUGAGUUCCCCUCCGAUCUGUAUGUCCUCUUCGAGGCGAUCGGUGUUGAGAUAACGAUCGCUGGACCGGAUGGAGCCAUCUCAACGCUGUUCCCCAAACAGUUUCUCACCUUCAACAUGCAUAAGCGCCUUCUGCUCAACAUUACGCUGCCACCGUUGGAUCCGGAGCUGUACCUCUUUCGUUCGUACAAAGUGAUGCCAAGGGCGCAGAACUCGAAAGCCUACGUCAAUGCGGCCUUCCUCAUACGCCUUUGCGCACGCAAACUCAACGUGGACCUCGCACACCUCUGCUACGGUGGCAUCGAUGCGAGUUUCUGCCAUGCCACAACCACGGAGCAGUACGUUAAGGGAAAGAGCCUGUUCAAUAACAUCGUGCUGCAGGAAACGCUGGCCACACUCAACGCCGAACUGGUGGCAGCAACAUCGACCGAUAGCGAACAGGAACUGGAACAGGAAAUCUUUCCGAGCGCGGCCUACCGUCGCCAGGUUGCCAUCGGACUUCUGUACCGCUUCGUUCUCCACGUUGCACCACGCGAUCGACGGAUCGCAAGCCCGCUCGUACGCUCCGGUGGUUCCGUUAUACACCGGCCGGUGUCCAGCGGCAUGCAAUCGUAUGACACCUACCCCUCGAAUUGGCCCCUUACACAAGCCAUUCCAAAACUGGAGGCCUUCAUCCAGACGGCUGGAGAGGCGAUCUAUGUUAACGAUCUACCAAGCCGUCCGGAUGAGCUUCACGCGGCGUUCGUUCUGGGCACGGUGGUCCGCCAGUCGAUUCUCACGAUCGAUGCCAGCCGAGCGCUAGCCCUUCCGGGGGUGGUGGCGUUCUACUCCGCCGGUGACAUCCCCGGGGAGAACAAUUUCGCCGUUCUGAAGACUAACGUAAACACCCGCUAUCCAUUCAACGACACCGUGGAGGAGAUUUUUUGCAGUGGGCGUGUACUUUACCACGGGCAACCCGUUGGGGUGAUCGUUGCGCAGACGUUCGAGCUGGCGAACGAGGCGGCUAAGCAGGUGACGAUCACCUACGGUCCCGUGGAGGACGAUGGGUUGCCCAUUCUACCCACCGUGGAAGAUGUCUUUGCCAGUGGCGCCACGGAACGAGUUUCGGUCGAGCAGUCCGAUGUCGUUGGUCGAACCUACCAGCGGAACUCCAGGAAGAUUAACGACACCGUGAGGAUCGAGGGACGGUUUAUUUCCGGUGGUCAGGCGCACUAUACCCUCGAGCCACAGUCGUGUCUGUGCGUGCCGACCGAUGAUCCCGACGGUAUGGAUGUGUACAGUGCAACUCACUCGAGCCACAUGGUCCAGAUGGCGAUCGCAAAGUCGCUCCGGCUUCCCCAGAGUAGGAUCAAUGUGACCGUACGUCCCGUCGGUGGAUCGUACGGGUGGAAAUUUUCACGUGGUGCAUGGAUAGCCGCAGCGUGUGCUGUAGCUGCGUACAGAUCCAAACGUCCGGUUCGAUUGAUUGUUCUCUUUGAGAGGGGAAUGCAGGCCAUUGGGAAGCGAAGUGGCGCUCGCUGCGACUACGAAAUCAAUGUGACUGGCGAGGGAAAUAUUGUGCGCCUCUCGAACACCUACUACCAGGACUUUGGUUCGUCCAAUCUCGAGCCCAUUGUGGCGUUUUUCAGUGGAGCGUUUCGGAACUGUUACAUCGACGACAGCUGGCGACAGAGACUGCGUGGUGUCGUUACCGAUUCACCCGGUUCCACCUGGAUGCGGUCACCGGGGAUUGCCGAGGCGAUCGCGGCGAUCGAGACAAUCAUGGAGCACAUAGCGUACACAACCGGGCUCGAUCCGCUGGCCGUGCGCUUGGCUAACAUUGAUCCGACGACAAAAAUGGCCACCCUCCUUCCGGCGUUUCACGAGGAGGUGGAGUUUGCAGCGCGCCGUGCUGCGGUAGAUCGGUUCAACGAGACAAACCGGUGGAAAAAGCGGGGCAUUGCCAUCGUGCCGAUAGCGCACCCGAUUCAGUUCUACGGUGGCAUGAACGCCUGGGUAUCGAUCUACCACGUGGACGGGAGUGUGGCUGUCACGACCGGUUGCACAGAGUUGGGCCAGGGAGCCAACACGAAGGUGGCCCAGGUGGUGGCACACGUGCUCGGCAUCCCUGUGUCGAAGAUUUCGAUCAAACCGCACACGACUGUUAGUUCACCGAAUGCGUUGCUCACUGCAAGUAGCAUCAGCACUGACCUGGUGGCGUACGCCGCCAAGCGGGCCUGCGAGAUACUGCGUGAGCGGAUGCGCCCGGUGCGUGAGGACAACCGGGUAGCACCCUGGGAGGCAAUCGUGCAGACGUGCUACCAGCGGCGCAUCGAUCUGACAGCUUCCUACAACACCAAACAGACUGACGUGACAAACUACACCGUGUGGGCGUUGUGUGCGGUCGAGCUCGAGGUUGACCUGCUCACCGGACAGGUUCAACUGCAGCGGGUGGACAUCCUGGAAGACACGGGGGAAAGCAUGAACCCACUACUCGACAUCGGCCAGAUCGAGGGAGCAUUUGUGAUGGCUCUUGGACUGCAUCUGCUCGAGGAACUGAAGUACGAUCGGAGCACGGGUGCUCUUAGGAACUACCGCACCUGGGACUACAAACCACCGACCGCCCGGGACAUACCGGUUGACUUGCGCGUGCGUCUCCUUCAGAAAAGUUCCAAUCCGGCCGGCGUACUCCGAUCGAAGGCGACGGGUGAACCGGCGUACAAUUUAGGUAUUACGGUACAGUGUGCCCUCCGGUACGCGUUGAGCGCAGCCAGACGUGAUGCUGGCCUGCCAAGGGAGUGGAUUGAGUUGGGGACGUCUUCAACGGUGGAGAAGGUACUCUCGCUAACCGGCAACACCAUCGAUCAGUUCGUACUUCAUUAAGCUGAGUUCUUUUUCUUGGUUAAUAGCUUCAUUUAUAAACUUCUGUUAAUAUUUCUUGCUAGAAAUAAACGUUCACGCUAUAUGA